GGUAUCUGGUGCGGCUGUGUGACUCCUCGUCUGCUAUGGGACAGCCUGCGUUUGGACUGGACGUCAGACUUCAGUGCGUCUCUGCAAACGUUUAUCGGACUGGUUGCUGAGGAUUGAAGCUUCAGCCACAGCAGAGAGAGAGGACAGAUAACUGGCUGUCUGUUGUUGUUGGCCUGUGGUAGACCAUCUCUUGAGGCACGCUGGGCUGAGAUUUACAUAAGGGGGAGCUCAGCAGUGUACAUGGCCUUUCCCAAGCUUUCCUUCCUGCAGGCCCUGAGUGUGCUGCUCUUGGCCUCAGUGUUGGUGCGUUGCCAGGCCCCUCUUGAACCAGAGGAAGAUGAGGAGGAAGAGCCAGUAAAGGAGACCGCCAUCGCAGUAGUGGUGACGAAAUCUGAGCCGCUCGAAUGUCCGCCGGAGUGCAGCUGUACAGCAGAAGGGGCAGUGGACUGCGCUGGAGUCGACCUCACAGAGUUCCCCGCCGAGCUGCAUGACAAAACACGCCAGCUCUCUCUGCAGAACAACAAAAUUGCAGAAAUAACGGUGGAGCACAUUUCACAUCUGCAUAAGCUUGAGACGCUCAACCUUCAGAACAACUGGCUUACCACAAAUGGCCUUGAAGAUGAAGGUUUUGAGAUGCUUGAAGAGCUGGCUUAUUUAUACUUGGCAAAUAACAAGCUCAUCGCAGCACCAAAAGCCCUACCACCCACUUUGGUUAGUGCUGAUUUUGCUGCUAACGAGCUUACAAGGAUCUACCCAUAUACAUUUGGCUAUAAACCAAAACUAAGGUCCGUGUACCUCCACAACAACAAGCUGACUGACGCAGGGCUCCCUGACCAUAUGUUCAAUGGUUCCAACAACCUGGAGAUCCUCACCCUGUCCAGCAACUUCCUGCGGGUUGUCCCAAGGAACUUGCCCUCCAGCCUUUACCGUCUUCAUCUGAAGAGUAACAAGCUGGAGAAAAUCCCAGCGGGGGCCUUCGACAACUUGCCAAACCUCAGAGAGUUGUAUCUCCAGAACAACCUCCUCAGCAAUGAGGGCAUGGACAACGACACUUUCAGCCAACUGAGCAGCCUGGAGUGUCUCGACUUGUCAAAUAACAACCUGGACGUCGUCCCAAAAGGUCUUCCUCGAAAUCUAAUGCUGCUACACCUUGAGAAGAACUCCAUCCGCAGCAUCCCCGGAGACGCUCUUGUUUCUGUCCGAAACCUUGAGUACCUGCUCCUCCACAAUAACAAGCUUCGCUCACGUUCCAUCCACCCAACUGCCUUCCAGGGCUUGAAGAAACUGCACACUCUCCACAUGUACAACAACUUACUGGAGCGAGUUCCCAGGGGCUUGCCUAAGCGGGCCAAGACCCUAAUGAUUCUCCACAACUCCAUUACUGAAAUUAGCCGUAAUGACUUGGCCCUGUUGUACACCCUGACCGAGCUGAACCUUAGCUAUAACAAACUAACCAGCCCCAAAGUACACCGCGAGGCCUUCAGGAAGCUGCGUGUUCUGGAAACUCUGGAUCUGUCGGGGAACAGCCUUCAAUCAAUACCCGUGGGUCUUCCUCGCAGCCUGCAGGUGCUCGAAAUCAAGAGCAACCAGCUGAACUCUAUACCAGACGGUGCACUGACGGGCAUGGAGAAGCUACAAAAGCUCAUCCUCAGUGACAACCAGAUGAAACUGAAUUCAGCCUACCAGGGAGCAUGGAUGGAGCUCAGUGCGCUCACAACGCUAGACCUGUCUAGCAACCAGCUGUCACACAUCCCCCCUGACCUGCCUGAAUCUCUGGAAUACCUUUACCUGCAAAGUAACCGCAUCUCCAGUGUUCCUGCUUCAGCAUUUGAAGGCACUCCAAACAUCAAAGGCAUCUUCCUCCGGUUUAACCGCCUUUCUGUGGACUUUGUGGACGAGAGCUCGUUCGCAUACCUGUCCAACUUGCAAGUGCUGGACAUCGGCACAGGAAACACCGACCUCCCCUUUAAAAAAGAGGAGAUGGAGGAGGAGCAGGAAGAAUAAAGAUGAACUUAAUAACUGACGUUGGACUGCACUGUGUCAAGGGCAGACAGGCUUUUAAAUGGGAAUGAGCCUGUGAAUGUAAUUUCCCAGGUCCAUUAUUGCAUUGUGCUGAGUACAUAUUUCUGGUGCAGGAUACCAGAUGAAGUUACGUUAGUCACCAUUUUUUGGGCUGGUUAGUAUAACAUAUCUUUAUAUCUGAGCUUAAAAUAUUUGUUUUGGACUGUUGACACGCAACAUAUAUCAUCGAACUGUGUUUUCCAGCUUUAUUUUAGAAAAUACAUUCACAGAAGUGAAUUUUUCCAUGUUAAUGUUUCAGAAUCAAUACCCCAAAAUCUAAGCAGAGUGAAAAAGGACACGUUGUUUGCACGGUGUGUGUCUUUCUCUGCUUUAUGUCAUUGUGUUAAUGGCUGCCUUGUCUCUCUCCCUGGCUUGAAAAAAAGUGAUUUAAUCAGAAAUUCUGUGCCAAAAUUUGUGUUUUUAUCGCCAAGGGUUGCAAGGUAUGCAGUUUCCGAUUAGAACCAACAAAGCCCCUGUCAUUUCAAACUUUUGAAGUCUCAAUUUUAUUUUCGAUUAAUCUUUUUUUUCAAGUAAUCGGUUCAUUUCUUAUAAUACUCAAAUACUCAACAAUCCUGAAGCAUCAUUUCAUCAGGUCGACAAUCCAAAAAGCCCAUUCCGUUUAUAAUGAUGGAGAAAAGAAAAAAGAACCUUACAUUUAAUACUUAAACAUUCAUGAUAUCAAGCACCAAUUUUGAUAGGAUUUAUGGCCUGCAUUUUUUAGCAUUAGCAAAUCAGUGUAUUUGCUUUCUGGCAACGAGUUUGUACUCACAGUGGCAGUUUUCAUUGUUACGGGUGGAGAAGGCUUAUGUUGCAAAUACAAACUGAGAAUCAAUGCACAAGGGAUACAUUGGAGGGGAUGCACAUAUUUGAUCAUGAGUUUCGUAUUUCCGUGUUGGAUGACAUUGUAUUUUUUAUUAAAACAUUGCAACUUGAUGAAUUAUUUGAGCCCAUCAUUUUGUUGGAUGUCUCCAGAGAGACAGAGUUGCCACUCAGAGCAAAUUGCACUUACUGUUACCACCAGUUACCACAGCAGUCGUCAAACCAACCAGGUCUGAAAUGUUGAAGGGACUGUUAACUUCAAAAUCAGAAAUACAUAUUUCCCCUCUUACCUGUAGUGCUAUGUAUCAAUCCAGAUUGUUUAGGUGUGAGUUUCUUUUUGAGUAUAGAUGCACAUUUCCUUCUGCGCUGUGAUACUGUUGGAGGGUGAAGUUCAUUAGAAAGAAAAUAGUUCCUAUACGAAACUGCUCAUAACAAAGUCUGUAUUUCCAAAACUCAACAAUUCAAACCAAAACAAUCUAGAUGAUAAAUACAAGUAAGAGGAAAAAUAUGUAUUCUUGAUUUCGGGGUGAACUGUAACUAUUGGGAUGACAGCAACAAUCUUUAAAUACCAGUAAUUCACCUACUACGUGGAUGAUUGUGGAUAUGAGUUUGCUUGUGCUUGUGAAUGAAAUAUUCAAAACAUAAAAGCGACUUCAAUAUAUCUGAAGUUUCAAUCCAUGCUGCUGCUACUUCCGUCCAUUCCUGUUUUUUGUUUUUUUAAAUGAUAGCAAAUAUUUUUAUAUGACAUUGAAAAAACUCCUAUUACAUUCACUAUAUCGCUAUGAAUACAGUGUCACUUUCACAUACAGCAGUAUAGUAUUGU
Messenger RNA from Anoplopoma fimbria (sablefish), 3703 nucleotides. It is a transcript of the gene podn, whose product is annotated as podocan. The coding region runs from base 241 to 2004 and encodes 587 amino acids. Lineage: Eukaryota; Metazoa; Chordata; Actinopteri; Perciformes; Anoplopomatidae. The transcript has 13 exons. Gene Ontology annotation, molecular function: protein binding. The record is from RefSeq and is a predicted model, not a curated record.